AUGGAACAUGAUCAUGUGCACGAAAAGAGGCAGGCUGGAGAAAAGGAGGACGCAUCAGGAUUCCAGAGGCAGAUAAUCCAGCGAGAGCAGUUGCAACAAGUGCAGAUCAUGCCACCACGGGAGCAGUUGCCAAAUCAGUUGCCACAACAGCAGAUGAAAGAGCAGCAGAUGAAGGAGCAGCCUAGACCGGAGCAGAUGCAAGAGCAGCAGAUGAAUGAGCGGCAGAGACAGGAGCAGAUGAAGGAGCAGCAGAUGGAAGAGAAGCGGAUGAAACAGAAACAAAUGCCACAGCAGCACAUGAUGAAACAUAGGCGAAUGGAACAGGAGCAGAUGCAACCACAGCAGACGCAACAGCAACAGAGGCAGCAGCGGCAAAUGGAAAGGCCACAGAUGCAACAGAAGAAGAUGCAAGGGCAGCCGAUGCCACAGAAUCAGACACGACAGCAGCAGAUGCAACAACAGGAGAUGCCACAGCAGUUGCCACAGCCUUAUACAGCACUGCUACAGUCAUACUUACCGCAAGCAGUAGCACAAGAUGAGACUGCAGCUGGUGCAGGCCCAUCAGAGUCUGGAGCCAGACGCAUAUUGACGCGCAACAGAGAUUACAGCCAGCAUGGGAAGUAUCGAGGAGUGAGGAAGCGUGGAGCGUCUGGCUACGUUGCGGAGAUCAAGGACACGACUCGUGGCUUCCGCAAGUGGUUGGGCACGUUCAGUUCUGCAGAAGAGGCAGCUCGGGCGUUCGACAAAGCUGCUUUCGGUAUCCGAGGAUCAAAGGCGAAGCUUAACUUUCCGGAAGCUUUUCUCCAGGAAAGGGGAGCAGUGGGUUCCAAUCCUGUAGAUCCAGAAGCACCGGUUCAGAUGGAAGCCGCAGGAAUGGAGGGAGGUAAAGUUGGUGACAAACAUGGCCCGAGAGUGCCGUAUAUUCGGGCAUCUAAAGGACAAGUUGGAAAGGGCAGUUCUACGAGCUCUGAAGAGGAAGCUAAAGAAGUAGAACAAACUGAAGGUGCUGCGGAAGGGCGAUCGGUGGGAGUGGAUGCGGUCAAGAAAAUAUCGUUUGGAGAGGGGACACGUAGGGCCGCAGUGGCAGCGGCUGGAACUGAAUCAGGUAGAAAAUCAGGGGCUGUAGGUUCUGCGCCAGUUGGUGAAGCAGCAGGAGGGGGAGACGGUGAUGGAGGAGAGGAGGGAGGGGGAGGAGGGGGAGGAGGGGGAGGAGGACGAGGAGGAGGAGGAGGAGGAGGAGGAGGAGGAGGAGGAGGAGGAGGAGGAGGGGUAGGAGGAGGAGGAGGAGGAGGAGGAGGAGGAGGAGGAGGAGGAGGAGGAGGAGGAGGAGGAGGAGGAGGAGGAGGAGGAGGAGGAGGGGUAGGAGGGGUAGGAGGGGUAGGAGGGGUAUGGGUAGCAGUAGACGCGUCAGCAGUAGCAGUACCAGCAUACCCCCUUGAAAGAAGCUGCACUGUCAGUACCAGCAGCUCCAGCGGAACCGCCCCUUUCUCCUCUGCCCCAUCCACCUCUUCCGCCUUUGCCCCUUCCACCCCAGCCUUUUUCUUACACUCCAGCUUUCCGGAUUCCUCUGCUUACUCCACAUCUACCUCUUUCCUUCACUCCGCCCUUCCUGCUACUGCUUUCCAAUACCCCUCUUCUUCUUUCCUAGAAUCCGCCCUUCCUGCUUUCUCUUCACAUUGGCCCUCUUCCUUUUCCCCACACUCCACCAUUCGUGCAAUCUCUUCCCCUGAAGCUGCACUUACCACUCUUCCUCUCCAUGUCAUGCUUCCGUCUUAUCCUGGUGUACUGCAAACCUCAGCUGUCACACCUUUCCCAUGUGGUGAUACCAUGGGUCGCUUUCCUAUCCCGCAGCAGAAUUCACCAUGUGCUGGAACUGGUGGUACAGGUCUGCUGGGCUUUGGUGUGCCAGGAUCAGGUACAGUCAGGAUCAGAGGGUUGGGAAUUGAGGGCGUGGCAGCAGAUGCGGAGCGGUCCUAUGCGUGUGCGGAGCGGUUUGUUCAGCAGCUGGUGAAGGUUGAAGAAGCAAAUGGGGCUGGAGUGAGUGGGGUUCGUGCUACAGAACAGAAGCAGGAAGCGGAAGAAGCGGAAAUUUCUACUGGGGAAGGAAACAGUGGAAGAAGACAUAUUGUUGACAAGAAUGGGAUGAUGGAGGAGGAGGAGGUAGAGGAGGUUGUGAUGAAGAUGAGGACGAGAAUAGAUGAGCAUUUUGCGUGCCUUGUUUCUCGUUGUGAUUGUGUGGCAACAGUGGCAGGAAUGGAGGCAGCUGAUCAAUGCUAUCAGUUGCCUCGAAGCCAUCACUCACAGGCGCAGCAGCUAAACCAAGAGGCAGAAAAGAAGACGAAGCAGCAGCAUCUGCAGUCAGUACUGCAGCAGCAGUUGCAUUUACAGGAGACACAGCAGCAGCAGCAGCAGCAGCAGCAGCAGCAGCAGCAGCAGCAGCAGCAGCAGCAGCAGCAGCAGCAGCAGCAGCAGCAGCAGCAGCAGCAGCAGCAGCAUCAGCAGCAGCAGCAUCAGCAGCAGCAGCAGCAGCAGCAGCAGCAGCAGCAGCAGCAGCAGCAGCAGCAGCAGCAGCAGCAGCAGCAGCAGCAGCAGCAGCAGCAGGAUCAGCAGCAGGAGCAGGAUCAGGAGGAGGAGGAGCAGCAGCAGCAGGGGGAACAGCAGCGCCUUGUGACAAGCAUCUCGCAAUGGAUUUCUCUACGAGUGAAGGCUGGAAGGACGGGCAAAGCAGCUGCACGACGUGCUUCAGUCGACCUCACAGCUCAACCUCCCCUCAACGAGGAGAGUGCGGACCAGCAGACCUUUAGGAGCCACACCCCGGACUUGGAAAGAGAUUACACAACGUCCAAGAUUACCAGCCCUCCUUGGUCCGGGCCUCAACCCAAGCCUCGUUCCGAACCUGCAUCUUGUAUGGUCCGAAGCCGUAGCGUCUCUUUCCUCCUGGAACAAAAAGCCGCCAGUGCUGGAACCCCGUAUUCUCAGCCCUGCAUGGACAUCACAGGUGGUGUGGCUGGUGUGGUCGGUGCAAGUCAUGAUAUCACAGGUGGUGUGGCUGGUGUGAUCGGUCCAAGUCGUGAUAUCACAGGUGGUGUGGGUGGUGUGAUCGGUGCAAGUCGUGACAUCACAGGUGGUGUGCGUGGUGUGAUCAGUGCAAGUCGUGACAUCACACGUGGUGUGUGUGGUGUGAUCAGUGCAAGUCGUGACAUCACAGAGCAGCAGCAGCAGCAGCAGCAGCAGCAGCAGCAACAGCAGCAGCAGCAGCAGCAGCAGCAGCAGCAACAGCAAUGGCCACUCUCACCCUUCCAGCAAGCCCUCCCGUCCUGCAUACUGUCUCGCCCUCCCAUAACACUACCUCAAUCUGCUCAAAAGUCACCUCUCCUACAGCCUCUUGUCCCCAUUGAUUCUGCUUAUCUCACCUCCGCUGCUGUAGCCACUGCUGACGGUAUUGCUGCCAGCGCUGCUGCUGGCUCUUCUACUGCUGCCCGGGCUGAGGCAGCAGCCCUCACUCCCCCCUUCUCUCCUACCACCCUCUUCCACUGUACUUCCAGAUUUCCUGGAUCUAGCUAUUCACAGGCAGGCGCUAUUGAAGCAGCUAUUGAAGCCUUGGGGCGGGAUGGCUCUAGGAGAGUUUUUGAGUCGACUAAAAAACCGACUCAUCACAUGCGGAUUGAAGCAGCUAUUGAAGCCUUGGGGCGGGAUGCCUCUAGGAGAAUCGACGGCUCUGAAACCGGCGGUACUGGCCGCAGUGGUGGGGAUGUGCUCAUGCAGGAAUUCACAGCAGCAAACUUUGGGGCUGCGUGUAUUGGUGGUGGUGGUGGUGGUGGUGGUGGUGGUGGUGGUGGUGGUGGUGGUGGUGGUGGUGGUGGUGGUGGUGGUGGUGGUGGUGGUGGUGGUGGUGGUGGUGGUGGUGGUGGUGGUGGUGGUGGUGGUGGUGGUGGUGGUGGUGGUGGUGGUGGUGGUGGUGGUGGUGGUGGUGGUGGUGGUGGUGGUGGUGGUGGUGGUGGUGGUGGUGGUGGUGGUGGUGGUGGUGGUGGUGGUGGUGGUGGUGGUGGUGGUGGUGGUGGUGGUGGUGGUGGUGGUGGUGGUGGUGGUGGGGAUGUGCUCAUGCAGGAAGUCACAGCAGCAAUCUUUGGGGCUGCCUACUGUGGUGGUGGUGGUGGUGCAGAGCAUUCUACCGCGGAGCGCCAUAUUGAGGAACAGCAUUGCGCGGAGCAGCAUUGUGAGGGGCAGCCUAGUAAGGACCAGCCUAGUGGGGAGCAGACUAAUGCGGACCAGGAUUGCACCUUUCCCUCCCCAUUUUUCCAGUCUCCCUUCCACCCUUCCUCCCUAGCUCCCUUCCUCUCUACCGCCUUCAGCCCGUAUGCCUUUCCAGCCUUCCAUACACCCUUUGUCUCUACAUCCCUAGCUCUCUUCCACUCUUCUUACCUUUCCACCAAGCUCCUAGCGUGCUUUCUUUCAAACUCCUUUCCACCCUUCCCCUCAUCCGCUGUAAUCCUUUUUUCCCCCCUCUCUCCACUUCUCCAUUCCUCCUCUCCAGCCUCCACUCCACCCAUAUUCUCUUCCACCCUUCCUAUCUUCUUCUCUUAA
This is a messenger RNA of Closterium sp. Naga37s-1, 4584 nucleotides long. The record is from the annotation of a GenBank genome assembly. Lineage: Eukaryota; Viridiplantae; Streptophyta; Zygnematophyceae; Desmidiales; Closteriaceae.